This is a messenger RNA of Panicum hallii, 920 nucleotides long. Its product is annotated as probable U6 snRNA-associated Sm-like protein LSm4. The transcript has 7 exons. NCBI's taxonomy places the organism in Eukaryota, Viridiplantae, Streptophyta, Magnoliopsida, Poales, Poaceae. Gene Ontology annotation, molecular function: U6 snRNA binding. Gene Ontology annotation, cellular component: U6 snRNP; spliceosomal tri-snRNP complex; P-body. The record is from RefSeq and is a predicted model, not a curated record. The coding region runs from base 229 to 669 and encodes 146 amino acids. Gene Ontology annotation, biological process: nuclear-transcribed mRNA catabolic process; P-body assembly; mRNA splicing, via spliceosome.
GCUAGAGCUCUCCAAGGUAAUAAGGGCAAGACUCGUGACGGUGCGGUCGUUUCUGUACUCGGCUCGCGAGCUCGUCAUCCUUCCGCUUCUCGCCGAGAGAAAGCUAGGGUUUUGCUUCCGGAAUCUCCUCACACCGCCGCUGCCGCUGCCGCCGCCCGACCUUACACCGGAGAUACCACCGCCUCCCUCAUCCGAUCCGGCCUUUUUGACCCCCGGAUCUCGCCCAAGAUGCUUCCCCUCUCGCUCCUCAAGACUGCCCAGGGGCAUCCCAUGCUCGUGGAGCUAAAGAAUGGAGAGACUUACAACGGGCAUCUGGUCAACUGCGACACGUGGAUGAACAUCCACCUUAGGGAGGUCAUUUGCACCUCAAAGGACGGUGACAAGUUUUGGAGGAUGCCGGAGUGUUACAUCCGCGGGAACACCAUUAAGUAUCUUCGAGUCCCGGAUGAGGUUAUUGACAAGGUUCAGGAGGAAACUUCCAAGAGCCGAUCAGAUAGGAAGCCACCAGGUGUUGGCCGCGGAAGAGGAAGGGGAGAUGUCGGUGCUAAACCUGGAGGCAGAGGCAUUGGACGUGGCCAAGAUGAUGGAGGCAGAGGCAGUGGUGGCCGAGGAAGGGGUGGAGUUGGUGGCAAAGGUGGUAACAAAGGUGGGGGGCGUGGCCGUGGCUGAAGCUGGUCGUCACAUUGGAGAAUGCCGCUUUUUAAGGCCUGUAGCUGUGUUGCAUAGAUUGCUUAGGACGUGGACCAUGGAGCUGGAAUUGGUUGGUUGUUUUCCGUGACAAAAACCAAAGUGGUUCGUGUGAUCUAAACACCGAGGAAGAGGCGGCAGCCAGACUAGCUUAUCUCUCUUCCUCAAAAUAGUUUACUUGAUAUGGAGUAAGCCUGUUCAUUUGCUGAGAGGUAUCCAGAUUAAGUGGCUAA